AUGGAGGCAGCAGGGGUACUGACCCUUUAUAAGCGUACUCCAGAGGGGAUCAGAUACAGCCCAUUUGUUGGGGAUGGUGAUAGUAAAUCAUACUCUCAGCUUGAACAAGCUGCACCAUAUGGACCUUCAUUCCACAUACCGAAGGAAGACUGCAUUGCGCAUGUCACAAAAAGGAUGGGCACCAAUCUCAGGAAAAAAGUGGCAGAAUACAAAGGUAGGAAAACUUGUUCAAAAAUGCUGUACUCAACAGCUACAGCAUUACUAUUCAGUAAACAUGCCUAAAUGUUCACUCCAGUAUACUGCACUAAGGAAUCUAACUCAAAACCUGAUAUAAUUAUAAUACCAAGUAUGAAAGCUCAAUGGCAGAUUUUCGAAAUACACUGGCACGCGGAAAUGGGCCCCAAAAGGCUGGAAUUUUAGUGCGUGGUGCACAAUGAAUUUCCUGCCUUUCACAUAGCUUCGCUUUGGUGAUGAACAAAACGUGUGAGUCAAAUUAUUUCGAAAAUGGUCCAUUUUGUUUAGUUUCAAUUGGCCAAGAGCAUAUCAUGUGAACACGAAGAAACUCAGCUGUUUCCCUGGUGACGAGUUUGACAUACCAAUAAUAUGUUGCAGACCAGCAAUAACAAAGAUACGUGUCAAAAUAAAAAAGUCACAUGUCAAAAUUCAUUUACAAAAAUUAUUCACCUCCAUUUUCCUUGCCAUGAGGAAAGAUGGCAAAUUUUCAAAAUAAUGAUAAGGGAACAUUCUCCCAAACAAGCAAGCAGUAAAAUUGCUUUUAUCUACAUUUUGUCCAGACAAAAAUACUGUUUAAAGCCUUGGCACUUGGUAUGAUAAUUAAGCAAUGAUUUACUGGUAACUCAGGAAAGCAGUAUGUUUCGCAGCUCCUCAACCACCCAUGUUUCCCAGGAGGGACUCAGGCCUGACGUCCAGAGAUGAAAAAAAAAGCAUGCUUUGAAAAUUACAAUAACUAGAUGGGAAAACCUCCUCCAAAAAGGUGGCACUGACCACUAACCCACCCCCUACCCCCUCUGAAAAAAAAGACAGCUGUUUUAUUUGAAGUUCAUUUUGUGAUAUCUGCAUUUUAGGCAAAAAGCUUGCUGAUGGUCGAAAGGGACUAGGUGGCGUUGGUGGCCUGACAACCAAGAGAAUCGACAGCAUGCAAGGCUGGUAUGGACAGGCCAUCCGAAACAACAAGGGAGAUGCCAAGGCAAUGUCCAAGGCUACACAUGCCAUAUUAAAGCAUUGCUCGAGCACUCUAGAAAACCCCAACCACAGUGAUUGUCCUACUGAGAAAUCUUCAUGGUGUUCCUUCCAGCGUGACACUGCCAAUGGAACAGAGUUGCACCGCCCAUAUAAACAUCCUUUGACACCAGCCAUUGUAGAUGCUAUUCAACCUAUCUUUGACUCAUUGGGUGAUGAAAGAUUUCUAGCAGGCUGCGAACAGUGUUUUACACAAAACCAAAAUGAGUCAUUGCACCACGUGAUCUGGAGUCUGGCUCCCAAGCAACAAUAUAAUUCACCUGCAGAGAUUGACAUUGCCACUAAUUUAGGAGUAUUGUUAUUUAACCGUGGCUAUGCUAGCACAUACAUGAAGCUCUUCCCCAAGAUUGGAUUAGUACCAACCGAAGAGCAAGUCGAGGCCUGGAAAAAGCUAGACAAGGAACGGGUGGACACUGCCGAGUACCAGUCAUCAGAGGAAGUAAAGAUCAAGAGGAAGAAGCUGAAGAGGUCCAAAGUAAAGAAGCAAGAUGCCUUUGUAAGAGCUGAAGGGGUUAUGUACAAAUCCCAGGCAUUUCAUCAAACUGGCAAGAAGCCAAAAGGCAAGAAAGCAACUUCCAAG
This is a messenger RNA of Porites lobata, 1840 nucleotides long. The record is from the annotation of a GenBank genome assembly. Lineage: Eukaryota; Metazoa; Cnidaria; Anthozoa; Scleractinia; Poritidae.